Molecule: messenger RNA, 447 nt
Organism: Sphaerodactylus townsendi
Lineage: Eukaryota; Metazoa; Chordata; Lepidosauria; Squamata; Sphaerodactylidae
Product: histone H2B.4-like
Exons: 1
Coding region: 1-447 (148 amino acids)
Molecular function (GO): protein heterodimerization activity
Source: RefSeq, a predicted model, not a curated record
AUGCCUGCUACACUUAGAAGAAAGAAACAUGCUUCGACACUGAAAAGACAGAAGCCCAAGCACAGAAAGACUCAGUCUGUGAAAAAGAAAAGCAGCUUCCAGCAAAGGAAGCAGGCAAGGCCAAAACCAGUGGCAAUGACGCAUGGAAAAAACAGCAGUAGGAACCAGAACUCUCCCGCCCUGAAUGAUGCUAAGAUCCUGAGACAACUGCAAAGGUCCAAUGAAUAUAUGACAAACACGGCCAGAGGGAUCAUGAUUUCCUUUGUGAAGAACCUCUACAGACGGGUGUCCACUGAAGCAGAGCGCCUCAGGAAAAAGAGGAACCGCCCCAGCAUAGGCUCUGCAGAGAUGCGGACUGCCUUAAAGAGUGUGAUUCCCAUUAAACGUAAAAGGAGCAAUGAACACACUCACAAAAAUGCCGGUGCUCGCUCCAUCACGACUCCGUAA